Molecule: messenger RNA, 774 nt
Organism: Stylonychia lemnae
Lineage: Eukaryota; Ciliophora; Spirotrichea; Sporadotrichida; Oxytrichidae
Source: the annotation of a GenBank genome assembly
AUGGUAGACAAAACCCCUCAGUCUAUUUUAUCUGGGCUGAUGAGUUACUCUUAACAGAAUAAACCUUAAAAUGAAGAGGAUACUAAGUUCAAUAUUAUCCCAAUAGAUUGCAUGAUCUCAAACAAGACUAAUCUGAUUGCAGUAUUAAAUCAACAGCCAUCGUAAAAACCUUGCAAAUCAUACAUCGAGAUUCAAUUCAAUAAAGAAUAGGAGAUUCCAUUUUUCCAGUAUAUAGUUCUCUAAAACUUUUACACUUACUCAGUGACUGUCAAAUAAUUCAAGGGAGGAGUUGGUGAUGUUAAGGAGCAGAAAAAGAAUGAAGGUAAUUGGACUACAAUAUUGAAAGACUAUCAACUGAUGCGAAAUUCUCAUUUUGAAACAGAUGCUUAAAACUGGCAUAUUAUUGGCACAGAGCUUUUUAAUACAAAAUUUGAUAGAAGAGGCAUCAAAUUUUUAAGAAUAUACCUGAAGUAACCAUCCUCUUCCUGGCUUGACUAUACUCUCCGCAACAUAACUAUGUAUAUGAAAAAGAAUGAGGUUAAAUAUCAGAGUUAGGCUCAUUCAUAACAGCUGGGUAUAUAAAGAGAACUAACACCUUUUGAAAUGCUGAAGCAAAAUAUUAGAAACAAUCUUAAGGGUUUGAAGAAAGAUGACGAUAAAGACAGUGAUAGUGGUUCAAACUAGAUUAGUGCUCAAGGACCUUAUAAAAGAGGUGAUUUAAACAUAGCAACUAUCCUUUAAUCUGUAUAAUUUGAUCAUUAUUCAUUAUUUUGA